AAGCAUACGAAUCAAAAAAUUUCCUAUGGUGUUAUUAAUAGAAUUAUUUGUGUUUUAAAUUGUGAUAGUGUUCAACCUGAACGUAUUGAAGCGCAUAAAUUAAAUUUUAAUUAAAAGUGUAAUGAGUAUAAACAUAGUUUUGACCUAAAUCAAACAAAAAGAUGCGACUGUGAAAAUUGAUAGAAGAAAAUAUCGCAAUGUGUAUACAAAAUUGGAUACUGUUUAAAAAUGAGAAAUGGGACAAUGAAUGAUAUGCUCAUCAUCAUGAGGGGAUGAAGGUGGCGAAAAAACGACUCUCUUCCCACUGUACAUAUGUACAUAUGCAUAUAUGUAUGUAUGUAUGUAUAGACACACACAUACAUAUGUACGUAUAUAACUUUAUUGUAGGCAUAUCUAUGGCAAAGACACCGCGUAUAAGUUGAAGUACUAUAUGUAUGUAUAUUUAAGUAUCAGUGCAUGCGUUUCUUCUGCAGCGGUCCCUGAAUAUUCGUUGACCUGUUGUACAAGUACAAUUUUACUACUUAUAGGGGUGGUGGUAAUAAGUGAUGUGAUUGUGCUGUGUGGCAGUAGGUAUCAAAGUUAAAUGCAACAAAGCAGCAAACUAUGUAUGUGCACAUUAUGGAGCUAGUAUACAAGCCUACGUACAUGUAGAUAUGUCCACCUAAUCGCUAAAAUAGCAUAGACGACUUAAUUGAAUAAGUAAUAUAAAUUAAAAAAAAAAACAAAAAUAAAUUAAAAUGGGAAACGUUUGCAGUUCUGGUGAUAAACGAAAAAACGACAGCAUAUCAGAGAAAUCAGACGAUUCCUCGCCGUAUCAAGAAGCCAAUAAAAAAGAAAUUCAAUUAGAAUCGGUUGGGAAUAAUAGUGAAAAGCUAGCGCCUUUGGCCGAUCCAGAGCCAGUGCCACCAGAUGUAUCACUAGCAGCAACAACAACAACUUCGCACAAUGGAGCAGCACCACAAACACCCAACGAAGCCAAUAAGGAUUCUCACAAAGGCAGUCGAUGUGUGGAGAAGGACUCUGAAACAACCACACCACUGGGCUUGAAUGCUCCUUCCGAUAUUUCGAAUCAAAAAUCUGCACCCAACAACUUGGCUAUUCUUCAAGGCAAACCUCCACCUGGACGCAAAAUAGAAAGAGAUAAAAAAAUUGUGAUCUACAUUUUGGCGAAUAAUAGUCCCGAGUACAAGAAGCACAAGCGUGCUGUACAUAGCCUCUUUAAGCAGUUCGCUACGAAAUGUCAAAGUAAAGGUUUUGAUUUCUUAAUCUCCGAUGUACAUGAAAAUGAUGUAGGGGCAAAGAAAGACUUUAAUAAAUUACUCGAAGUCAGGCGCUGGACGCAAAGCCCACAGGAAGCACAAGGCGGACACGAAGAAGCCGCAAAUUGUCUAUCGGAAAUCUCCAGACAUACCUCUACUGCGUACAUUAUACCGGUACUAUUUUUGGGAUCAACACUCGGUACGCCUAUGUUGCCAUUGACAAUUGAAAGUCAAGACUUUACUUCUGUUUUAAGCGUUGCAAAUGAGGAGGAGAAAGUACUUUUAGAAAAAUGGUAUACGAUCGACAACUCAUAUCAACCGAUGUGUCACCGCUUGUACACCCAACAAAUCGAUACUUACUCAACCGAAGUGGAUGGCGAAUUGAAUCACUUGUUGGAAGUGUUGCUGCGUCUCUUUUCCGAUGAUUUAAAAGACUCGUAUUUAACAACAGUGGUUGAGCAGGAGAUCAACAACACCGUACUUAUAAGCCAAGAGCACGCCAAACGUUGUAUUUGGAUACAAACUGGUGCGCAAUACACAAAACUACCAGAAAAUGCCUCGCAAUUGGAUGCCGAAGUUUUGAGACGUAUAACAAAUGUUUAUGCCGAGCUGAAAAUGCAUUUGUCUGAGAAAAAUCUAAUAAGAAUUCUACCCACUAUGAAUGUACUGGACGAAGAGCUGACUGCGGUGAUCGACAACUUGCUGGAUAAAUCGAUCACAUCCAUUUUCGAGGAACAUCAAAAUAAAAAUAGUAUACCCUACAAUACAAAUGGGGUAGACAAGGUACUCUUAGAAGAAGUACAUCUAAUUGCACACUAUUCCAAAAUAUUGGCGCAGAAUUCUGCUAAUUUUGACAUUAUGAAUGAUGUGAAGAGAUACCUUAAGGAUAAUACACAAUGGCCAUUAGUAAUAUCUGGCGCCAGCGGUUGUGGGAAGAGUGUGCUAGCAUCCAAAAUUAUGGAAAACGUUCAUCGGUGGAAACCUGAUGCUAAUUUGAUAUUAAGAUAUGCAAAUUUGACAGUCCGAUCUUCUGAUUUAACAUCAUUACUGGGGUCCAUAACAGAUCAAUUGUCAAUUUUGGUGAAUGGCUCUCAAUGCAAUUGUGAUCAUACAAUAGAAGGUUAUUCAAAUAUACUAAAAGAGCUGCUUGAAAAUAAAGAUUUCUUUGUGGUUAUUAUUAUCGACUCCUUGGAUCAAAUCCUACACGAAGCAGACUUAAACUGGUUGCCGGUACACCUGAAUAGUACAUCCAAAUUGAUAGUGACCAUAACGGAAACUGAUAAUAGAGAAGAAAAUCCCAUAUUAAAAAAUUUGUGCGAUCUAGGCAUACCCAACAAGUGCUUUAUAAAAAUGAAGCAAUUUACUGAACGCCAGUGGAACGAUAUACUUAGUUCCGGUGGCAGUGAGUUUUACGCGUCCAAUGGUGCACUCAAAUUGCCCGAAGAAUGGAAGGGUUUGCGUGGCAAAACACCAUUACACGCGAAAUCGUUGUGGUGGUUGGCUUGGCUGUCGCACAUGUCCAUUAGUAUAACGGAUAUUGCGGAUGUUUUGGAUAAAAUGCUUCAAAUUUUGGAAUCGAAAUUCCAAACAGAACAUGUUGAAUUAAUGCUGUUGAUUGUAGCCGUUUCGGAUUGGGGCAUACGUGAGAGCGAUUGCUUGGGUAUUUUUCAAAAGCAGACACAAUUAGAAGCGCAGGUCGCUUUUAAGAUAUGGUCGAAAUUUUGCUGGCUGAUGGGACCCAUGUUAUUAUUUUUAAAAAAUAUUCGCAUAGCAGAUAAGUGUUUUAGAAAUGCUGUUUUCAAGAGGUAUACACAUAAAAGGUGGCUGGUACACAAAUCAAUACGUGACUACUUCGAUCGACAACAGAGCAUACUGCCAAAUGCACACGGAAAUGGCCAUAUAACAAAUUAUAAUUACCAAAAGUACUUAAAACUGCCUUAUCAUCAUUUCUGUGCCAUAGUUGAAGAUAAUGCAGCACCGGAUAAAAUCGAAAUGCUGUUCAAUUGUUUCUAUUUCACGGAUCUUCAGUGGAUUGCCGAUAAAGUUCAUUCUAAUGGCCCAGCCUAUUUAAUGCAUGAUAUAUUGGUGUCUGAAGAGUUGGCAAAAAUUAAAGUGCAAUCCUGGAUUCAUAUCGCUUUUUUAAAGGACUUUUUGACAAACUAUAUGCGCGAACUUAAUUAUGAUGGUCAUCAGUUUUUCACUUUAAUUAAAUACUAUCUGAAAGUACGCAUAAGAGACGACAUAACACUCAAAGAUGAUGAAAAGAUUCGCUCUUGGCUUGAGUAUACCAAUGAGAUCGAAAUACCUUUUAUGGAGAUAUUAAAUUUUAAUUUGGGAUCUGAAGAGGAUGUAUCAACUAGUAGUUAUGAUGUUUUGGUCAAUUUGCCUCAAAAAGGUUACUAUGUGGCAUCGAUAAGCACCGAACGGGAGGAAAUAUGCAUUUGGGAUGUGCAGAGUUGUUCGCGAGUGCGGCAAUUAUUUGGCAUACCGCAGCCGACGUCUAUGUGUCCAGUUGGCAACUAUGAGGCGGCUGUUUUAUGUCGGCGUGAAAUUAAGGUGAUAAACCUGGACGAAGGGAAAUAUAAGAUAACUUUGAAAGGGGUUAUGAAUCAGAAAAUGCCAUACUUUGGCUUGCAUGAUCAAAAUCAUGUGGUAUGCUUAUCACGCAAUCGUAUGUAUGUCCAUCUCAUGAAUCUGGAGUCCGGGGAUUGCGUAAUGACCUUCAAAGCUGGCGAAGACCGAUUUCUUAAUUCGCUGCUAGUUUCUGGUGAUGGACGCAUUCUUGUUUGCGGCGAUGAGACACAAAAACCAUUUCCACUGUUGGUUUGGCAUCUAUCACAGAAGAAGCUACUCUACGAUUUGCGCAUUCCACAUCAUGAUUUCAUUACCUCGCUAUCGGCCAUUACCUACGAGGGUUCAUACGUUUGCGUUGUUGCCAAAGAGCUAAAUGAACCUACACCCAAUUUUAUUGUCGUCUAUGAUUUACAAAGCGGUACAUUGUUUAAGAAAUGGAAACCUGUCUGUAACACCGUAUCCUUGGCGAUAUCACAAACGAAUGCAUGCGUUAUAGCUGGUUUGGAAGAUGCGAAAAUAUUAAUUUGGGACUUGAUAACAGGCAAUUGUAGGUCAACUAUUAUUGGGCAUAAUGCGCCGGUGACAUUUUUAAAAUUGGAUCCACUGGGAAAGGUAUUGCUGUCACGAGAUAAAGAAGGACGUGAUAACUCCAUACGCGUAUGGGAACUGAAUACAGGUAAAUCACUUGCUGUUUACAAGCCCCCCGGCCAAAUAACCGCUUGUGAGAUACUUCCAAAUGGUGCAUUUGUAGUCGUAGCUUUGAAGAACAGAACUGAACUAUUGACUUUGGCUUUAAAAAAUUAUGGAGAAGCUCCAGAUGAUAAUUGUUAUUUGUAUGGCAAUCAAGAUAACACAAACAAAACUUUUAAUCUUAAUUAAUUAAACGUAAAUCUUGAAAUUUACUAAUUUAAGUAAAUGUUUAAUUUAAUUACGUGUCGUUAUAGGUAUUAUUUAUUAUUAAAAAUUUAAUAAAAUUAUUAGUACGCACUUAAGCUUUUACAAAAAAAUUAAAUAAAAAUAUUAUUACACCCAUAUAAUUAAUAAGAUUAAACAUGAAACAAACAAGACAUUUGCAUAAAUACACAAAUAGCAGUUACAUAUUUUCAAAUUCUAUAAAAAUAACCAAAGACGUUGGAAGAGUCUGCAUUUCUUGUGAAUAUACAAUUUGUAGCUUCUAGCAGUUAGCACUUCAAACACCUAGAUAACUAGCUCAUUCAAAGGAAAAUGUAAUUUUUAAUUGCUUUUGGAAUUUUUUAACUUAACAAUGACUCUUCUACUAAAACUGAAAACCACACAAGACAAAUAAGAACACCUGCUGUUGUGUUUAAAUGAGUACUAAAUUUAAAUUAAGCGCUGCACUAAUGGGACGAACAAUGUGUUUUCUAUGUGGUCUAUUAUUUAACUAAUUUUUGGAAUUAUUAUAAUCAAAUUAUAUGUAAUGAAUGUAUGUAUGUAAAUGUAAGUAACUAAAUGCUUUUGUCAAAACAUCUCUACUAGUCAUAUAAUUCUUAAGCAACAAGUACCAAAUCUUUAAUAUGUACUAUACUACAAUACAUAUUAUGUAUGUAUGUAAGUAUGUGUAUUUACUGUGUUCACACCUGGCUGGAUAUUCUGGGUGGUUAUGCUCUAUGUAUUGUAUUCUUAUUUUUAUUUUUAUUACUGUGCAACUUGAAAAAUAAUAUAAUUAUAUAUAGCAAAAGAUUGGUACCGAAGAGAAAACUCGCAGACCAAAGACCCCGGUGUCAUACAUAGCUAUUCUCUCUUUACUUUUUAAGAAAUAAGAAUCGUAUUUUUUAAGUAUGUACAAUUGUAAUUUUUAUUUAAUAUGAAAUAAAUUAAAAUGUAAUCGAAAAAAUCACUAUGCAUAGGUUAUUAAAACCAAUAAAUGCAGUCACUCGGAGCUACAUACUUUCAAAAUAAAAUAAAACUGAUUUAAAAAAAAACAGUAAACAAAAACAUUUUGGUUGAAAAAUAACGUACUACACUACUUAUUUUAGCUUUCCGGCCAAACCGAAGCAGAGUUGGGCAUUAUUCGAAUAAAUUCUUAUUUAGAUAAUCAUUCGAAUGAAACUUUCAACUGAGUAAAAUUCUUUUGUAAUCUUUGAAAUCGAAUUAUCAUUAACCGUGGAAACACAAUGCCGGCAAACGGCGAACUCACCACAGCGAAAUUACCGCUGUCAAAAUUAGAACACCCGCCGGCAUAUGAAAUUGAACACAGC
Molecule: messenger RNA, 6052 nt
Organism: Rhagoletis zephyria (snowberry fruit fly)
Lineage: Eukaryota; Metazoa; Arthropoda; Insecta; Diptera; Tephritidae
Molecular function (GO): protein binding; ATP hydrolysis activity
Source: RefSeq, a predicted model, not a curated record